Messenger RNA from Cylicocyclus nassatus, 862 nucleotides. The record is from the annotation of a GenBank genome assembly. Lineage: Eukaryota; Metazoa; Nematoda; Chromadorea; Rhabditida; Strongylidae.
AGAAUUUCAACAAAGUACCGCAAAUUGAGGAUUUCAAAGAAGAUGCUGCAAAUACUUAUUCUUUCCGCCUUGUGCUUUGAAGUUCAUGCGACUGUUACGUUAGAGGAGUGCUUAGACAAGGAUAAAAAGUAUGCAGAGGAGGCUUUUGCAUGCGAAGAUGUGGCGACAGAAAAAGUCUGCAAAAAAUUCUUUCCUGCGCCGUCAACAGCACCAACAGUAGGUGCAGAUGUUGAUAGACAGGAACAGUGCUGGAAGGGUGAUACCAGUCCAGACGACGAAAUAAUAGCGGCUGCUAUAGAUUUAUGCCCAAAGACGUGUGCAUUAUGCUGCAAGACGGCUGCUUUCGAUUGCGAAGAUGACGAAAGCUUUGACUGCGUCAAUUUGAAGAAGAAAAACCAGUGCAAGGAUCCAUGGAAGACACAGUUGAAUCUUGUGGAGAAGUGUCCGAGGACGUGUGGAUUGUGCGAAGAAAAGAAUGGAGCUUGCGAAGAUAAAGAGCCGAAUUGCGACAAGGAGCAGUGUAAAAACACAGAUUUCCAAGCAGCAAUGAAGGUAAACUGCAAAAAAACCUGCGGUUUUUGUGAUGAACAAACAACCGCAGCUGCUGAAACCACCGCACCGGCAGAAACGACUAAACCGGCGCAAGAGACUACAAUGGCUGGGAAAACGACAGCACCAGCGGGAACAGAACCUACCACUACUCCUCUUUGCGGAUCAGACCCGAGAUGUGAUAAAUGGAUACAGAAUGGAUUCUGCACGAAUAACCUCUAUCCCGACGAAUACAAAGCGAAGUACUGCGGUAAAGCAUGCGGAAAAUGCUAGUAGAGAAGCCAUUUUGAUUCGACAGCUCGCUCAUUGGUCG